Molecule: messenger RNA, 843 nt
Organism: Paramuricea clavata
Lineage: Eukaryota; Metazoa; Cnidaria; Anthozoa; Malacalcyonacea; Plexauridae
Source: the annotation of a GenBank genome assembly
AUGUCCAUAAAGAGAGAUCGAGCUAAGAAAACCCUAUUCAUCAGUCAAGAGAAAUACUUGGAGGGUGUCAUCAAUCGCUUUGGUAUGCAAGAUUGCAACCCAGUAUCAACCCCACUUGAAACAGGAAAAACUUUCCAGAAACGAGCCGAUGAUGAAGAACCGUGUAACAAGGAAACCUACCAGCAAGCAAUUGGUUGUUUAACAUACGUUUCAACUUCAACAAGACCAGACAUUGCUGCUGCUGUGGGAUUACUCUCACAGUAUAUGUCGAAUCCAAGCAAAGACCACUGGUUAGGUAUUAAGCGUUUGCUGCGGUAUAUCAAAGGAACUUUGACAUACGGUUUGAAGUUUGUUGCAAACAAGAAUGAAUGUGAUCUACAUGGCUAUGCUGAUGCCAACUGGGCUGGUGAUGUGGACACACGUCGAUCAAUCAGCGGAUACAUUUUCAAAGUUGCUGAUGCUACUAUAAGUUGGAGCAGUAAGAAACAAUCGACUGUUGCAAAAUCUACAACGGAAGCAGAAUUUGUUGCAUUGAGUCAGGCCUGUCAGGGAGCAGUUUGGCUGCGUAGAUUGUUGUCCGGUCUUGGUUGUAAUACUGAUGGUCCCACCUUAAUCAAAGAAGAUAACCAAGGAGCGAUAGAAAUUGCCAAAAACCCGAAGUUUCACAAUAGAACAAAACACAUAGACAUAACUUUCUAUUUUAUACGCGAAAGAAUAGAAUCGAGAGAAAUCAAAGUUGAAUAUUGUUCUACCCAUGAUAUGCUUGCUGAUAUCAUGACGAAGGCUUUGCCAAGAGAAAGAUUCGAGAAGCUGAGGAGCUUAAUGAACGUUUGUUCAUUUUAA